Molecule: messenger RNA, 2944 nt
Organism: Sciurus carolinensis (gray squirrel)
Lineage: Eukaryota; Metazoa; Chordata; Mammalia; Rodentia; Sciuridae
Product: caspase-1-like
Exons: 9
Coding region: 26-1165 (379 amino acids)
Biological process (GO): proteolysis; regulation of apoptotic process
Cellular component (GO): protein-containing complex
Molecular function (GO): caspase binding; cysteine-type endopeptidase activity
Source: RefSeq, a predicted model, not a curated record
UCAUAAGAAGAGAGCCACAGAGGCCAUGGCUGAUAAGAGACUAAAGGAGGAAAGGAGAACAUUUAUUAGCUCAGUGUCUGAGGAUACACUUCAUAACUUGCUGGAUGACGUACUUACUGAAGAGGUGCUGAACCAAGAGGAGGUCGAAAGGGUGAAAAAGAAAAAUGCUACAACUAAAGACAAAGCCCGUGAUUUGAUUGACUUGGUAAUUCCGAAAGGGUCCUGUGCCAGCCAAAAACUUAUUGAUUAUAUCUGCAAGAGAGAUUCCACCCUUGCUUAUAAAUUAGGAUUUUCUUCAGAGACUAUUGAUGGAAGACCAGAGUCAGUAUCUGAAGAAUUCAAAGGCCUCCUCAAGCUUUGUCCUCAUCAAAAAUUCCUGGAACAAUGCAAAAAGGAGGCUGGAAGGAUCUAUCCCAUCAGAGAGAAGGGGGACCGCACUCGCCUGGCCCUCAUCAUCUGUAACACAGAGUUUGAGUCUCUCCCAAGGCGUAAUGGGUCUGAACAUGACAUUCAGGGGAUGGAGAGGCUGCUUGAAGACCUGGGCUACACUGUUGUUGUGGAGAGGAAUCUCACAGCACAGGCCAUGAAGAUAGUCCUAAGAGAUUUUGCUGCCCGCCCAGAGCAUGAGUACUCAGAUAGUACAUUUUUGGUGUUAAUGUCCCAUGGCAUCUUUGAAGGAAUCUGUGGGAUCAUGCAUGGUGGUGAAACACAAGAUGUGUUGCCUUAUGAUCCCAUAUUCCAGAUUUUCAACAACCACAACUGUUCCCAUUUGAAGGACAAACCCAAGGUCAUCAUCAUCCAGGCCUGCAGAGGGGGAAACACAGGAGAGGUGUGGAUCAGUGACUCUCCAGCAGGCUCAGUGGAUAGCUCUUCACGGUUUUCUGAGAACCUGAUGCAUGAUGGUGUCCACAAGGCCCAUGUGGAGAAGGACUUUGUUGCUUUCUGCUCUUCAACACCACAUAAUCUUUCCUGGAGGAAAAAAAAUGGUUCCAUCUUCAUCACAGAACUCGUAAAUAAUAUUCAAAAACAUUCUUGGUAUUGUCACCUAACAGAAAUAUUUAUGAUGGUUCAACGAUCAUUUGAAAUACCAGGUGAGAAAGCUCAGAUGCCCACAAUUGAAAGACAAACCUUGACUAAAUAUUUUUACCUCUUCCCAGGCAAUUGAAAUCAGGAUGCAAAGAUGGUUCAACAUACACAACUCAGUGAAUGCAAUAUAGAACAUAAAUAGGAUCAAGGAUAAAACUCACAAAGGCAUCUCAAUUGAUAUAGAAAAAUCCUUCAAUAAAAUUCAAAAUAAUUUCAUAAUAAACCCCUAAAAAAGCUAGUCACAAUAUAUAUAUUGUAUAUAUCAAUACAAUAAAGGCUACAUAUCACAAAUAGCCACCAUCAUCCCGAAUGGGGAAAAACUUAAAGCAUUUCCUCAAAGAUCAGGAAUAAAACAGUUGUGUCCACUUCAUCAUUCUUAUUCAACAUAAUGCUAGAAAUUUUAGCCAGAAAAAAAAAAAAUAGAAGGGAUACACAUAGAAAAAGUAAAAUUAUCUUUUUAUAUAUGUAUAAUUGUAUAUGUAUAAUUGGAAACAUACAUGUAAUAUGUAUAAUUGGAAAACACUAAAGACACCACCAAAAGACUCUUAGAACUGAUAAACAAGUUCAACAAAGUAACAGUGCACAAAAUCACCAUGCAAAAAUCAGAAGUGUUCCUGUGCACCAAUAAUGAAGUUUCUGAAAAAGAUAUGGGGAAAGCAAUCUUGUUCACAAUAACCUCAAAAGAAAUAAAAUACCUUGGUUGGGCUAAUAGACCUAACCAAGGAGGUAAAGCACAGGUACAAUGAAAAUUAUGAACACAGAAAAAAAUUAAUUAAAGAAAAAACUAGAAGGUAGAAAGACUCCUCAAUGAGCUCAUAGUUUGGGAGAAUUAAUGGUCUUUAAAUGGCAUUAUUACCCCAAAGUGAUCCACAAGUUCAAUGAAAUCUCCAUGAAAAUACCAAUGAUAUUUUUCACAUAACUAGAAAAAUAAACCUAAAAUUUGGAAGACCCCACAAAAUCAGAGCAACUCUGAGCAAAAAGAGCAGUUGCUGGAGGCAUCGCCAUACUACAGUACCAUGGUAUUUUUUUUAAAAAAAUAGGCACAAUAUUAGCAAAACUAUAGACACUUUGAAUGAUGGAAUAGAAUAGAAGAUCCAGAAAUGAGUCCACACAUCUACAACCAUCUGGUUCUUGAUCAAGUUUUCAAAAUCAUAAAUUGGAGAAAAGAGCUUGUUUAAAAACUGGUACUGGGAAAAAUGGAUAUCCACAAGUAGAAGACUGAAGUAGAUCCCUACAUCUCACCCUGUGCAAAAGUCAACUCAGAAGGGGUCAGACCUAGGCCCAAAACUUUAAACAACUAUAGGAAAACUAGGGAAAACAUUUUAAAAUACUGGCAUACGUGACAAUUUCCUUAACAGAACUCAAAUAGCUCCAGAAAUAAAAACCAGAAUUAAAACUGAGAUUACAUCAAAUUUAAAUGCUUCUAUGCAGCAAAGGAAGCCAUCAGCUAAGUGAAGAGACUUCCUACAGAAUGACAGGAAAUCUUUGCCAGUGAUUCAUCUGACAGAGGACUAAUAUAUAGAAUAAAUAAAGGACUAAAAAAUUAAAAUAAUAAACAAUAAAUAUAUGAAAAAGGGCUCAACAUCUUUAGUUAUUAGGGAAUUUAAAUUAAAAUUGUAUUGAGAUUCCAUCUCACCCCAGUCAAAAUAGCUAUUAUCAAAACAAUAGCAACAAAGUAGCAAAUUCUAGUGAGGAUGCAAGGAAAAAGGAAUCUUUGUACACUGUAGGCAGGAAUAUGUAUUAAUACAGCUGCUGUGGAAAACAGGAUAGAUGUUCCUCAAAGAAAAAAAAAACUGAACAUGAAACUACUUUAGGGUCCAAACAUAUCAUUCCUAUGUAUAUAUCCCAAGAAAAUGAA